CGCGUAGGACGUCCCUGUGCCAGGGGUGAAUGAAUACCGUUAUCUUUCCCUCUGCACCGUCUCACUUCAUAGGCUUUACCGGGAACUCAAGCUGCAGCUGCAAUUAAGGAACCACGCCUGUUGCUAUUUAAUUUCCCUGAAUUGUAGCACUUAUACGACAGCUCCCUAGAGCUAAAAGAAUAGUUACAAGCUCCCGACCAGAAAUCACACUACUCGUCGAUUCUUUUUUCUAACCCCCCCUUAUUAAUUUUAUUAUCGCGAGAACCAACAGUACGAGCCUCCUGGGCUGAUCUUGACCACUGCUGCCGGGCUGGGAGUUAAUAUCCCCAGCUCUCUGACCUGGAGCACGCACUAUAGCAGAGAUGGAAUACCUCAAGUUUUCUUUAGUGUUUUCUUGCUGGAUCAAGUUUGCAACUUCUGUCUUGUCCAGUGAUGUUCCUCAAGCCCCUGUGCCAAUUCCUAAAGAGAAAUUGCUCGUCUUAACUGUUGCAACUGAGGAAACAGAUGGUUUCCUCCGCUUCAUGAGGUCUGCUGACUAUUUUAACUACACUGUGAAGGUGUUGGGAAUGGGAGAGGCAUGGAAGGGCGGUGAUGUGGGUCGUUCUAUUGGUGGAGGGCAAAAAGUCAGACUACUGAAGAAUGCCAUGGAGGCUCUGGCUGAUCAGGAGGAUCUUGUUGUCCUCUCUGUGGAUAGCUAUGAUCUUAUCUUUGCUGGGGGACCAGAAGAAAUUCUCAGGAAGUUUCAGCAAGCCAAUCACAAAGUGCUAUUUGCUGCAGAGGGACUGGUAUGGCCAGAUAAACAGCUCGCUGACAAGUACCCCUUAGUCCGCACUGGGAAACGCUACCUCAACUCUGGAGGUAUAAUUGGCUACGCCCCGUACAUAAACAGAAUAGUUUCACAGUGGAACCUUCACGAUAAUGAUGAUGACCAGCUCUUCUACACUAAAAUAUACCUGGACCCAUUACAGCGGGAAUCUCUCAAUAUGACUUUGGACCACAAGUGCCAGAUUUUUCAAAACCUGAACGGGGCUGUUGAUGAAGUGCUUCUCAAGUUUGGAACGGACAGAGUGAGAGUUAGAAACACGGCGUACGACUCUCUGCCAGUAGUUGUCCAUGGCAACGGAAACACCAAGAUGUACUUGAACUAUCUGGCCAACUAUGUUCCCAAUGCAUGGAACUAUGAACAUGGCUGUAGCCACUGUGAUGAUGACGUCGUGGACUUUUCUCAGUUAAAAGAGUAUCCAAAUGUGCUGGUUGGAGUAUUCAUUGAGCAGCCAACUCCAUUUCUUCCUGAAUUCUUUCAGCGACUGCUGACCCUGGACUACCCAAAGGAUAAACUCAAACUCUUUGUCCACAACAAUGAGGUUUACCACGAGAAGCACAUCCAGAGGUUCUGGGAAGAGAACAGGAAUGUGUUCAACAGUUUCAAAGUUGUGGGACCAGAAGAAAAUUUGAGCCAAGGAGAGGCCAGGAAUAUGGCAAUGGAUCUUUGCCGUCAGGAUGCCACAUGCGACUACUACUUCAGCAUAGAUUCUGAUGUCAUGCUGACCAACAGACAAACACUGAAGCUCCUCAUUGAGCAAAACAGAAAAAUAAUUGGCCCCCUUGUCACUCGUCACGGCAAGCUGUGGUCCAACUUCUGGGGAGCCUUGAGUCUGGAUGGUUAUUACGCCCGAUCUGAAGAUUAUGUUGACAUUGUGCAGAGAAAACGCGUGGGUGUGUGGAACAUUCCUUACAUGGCACAUGUAUACCUUGUCAAGGGCAGUGCCUUAAGGAAUGAACUGAAAGAAAGGAACUACUUUGUUCUGGAAAAACUGGACCCAGAUAUGGCUUUAUGUAGAAAUGCCAGAGAAAUGACCAGUCACAGAGAAAAAGACUCCCCUUCUCCGGAAUCAUUCCAUAUGCUCAGGCCCCCAAAGAGGAGAUCACGGAGGAGACAAAAGCUUGGAGAGUUAGUUCACACAGGAGUCUUCAUGUACAUAACCAACCGUCACGAAUUUGGGAGGCUCAUUUCCACAGCCAAUUAUAACAUUUCUCAUUACAACAAUGACUUGUGGCAGAUAUUUGAAAACCCUGUGGACUGGAAAGAGAAAUAUAUCCACUCAAACUACACUCGAAUUUUCACUGAGAACUACUUGGAGCAGCCAUGUCCAGAUGUGUUCUGGUUCCCAGUCUUUUCAGAGAAGGCUUGUGAUGAACUAGUCGAGGAGAUGGAGCAUUACGGUUCAUGGUCUGGAGGCAAACACCAGGACAAGCGGAUUGCUGGAGGCUAUGAGACUGUGCCGACGGAUGACAUUCACAUGAAGCAAAUUGGGUUUGAGAAAGAGUGGCUGCAUUUCAUCCGAGAGUUCAUAUCACCUGUCACGUUAAAAGUUUUCUCUGGCUAUUACACAAAGGGUUAUGCUCUAAUGAACUUUGUUGUAAAAUACACUCCUGAGAGACAAGCCUACCUGAGGCCCCACCAUGACUCCUCUACCUUCACUAUCAACAUUGCUCUCAAUAACAAAGGCAUAGACUUUCAGGGAGGGGGUUGCCGUUUCCAUCGGUAUAACUGCACCAUAGAAUCACCGAGGAAAGGCUGGAGCUUCAUGCACCCGGGACGACUGACUCAUCUGCAUGAAGGCCUACCUACAACCGGCGGCACCCGCUAUAUUGCAGUGUCCUUUAUUGAUCCUUGAACUACCUGACGGCCUUAUGAUGUCAAGUCUUUCAACCACGCUUCGCUUUUUUUCAUCCAAUUUUUUUUUGUUUUUGUUUGGUUGUAUGAUUUGAAGUUUUGUGCACAAGCUGUUCUGCUGAUGCGAUUCUUUUUUUUUUAAAGCAGUUGCUUUAAAAUCUUGAAAAAGUUGCAUUCAAAUAAUCUCUGUCAGACAGAGAAUAGAGAGGAAAGGGAAGUAACAAAGGCAAUUAACAGUUUUGAUACACAAAUUGAAACAAAAACCAAGUUAGCAGGGUAAGGAUUUCUGUCACAUUACUGCUUCAUUUUUCGAUUUAAAAACAAAAUCAUUCAGUAAAUCGUCUGUGCUGUAGAAUGCUGUGAUUUUCAUUACUCUGUCAUGGUAACCAUCAUUCAUGCACCCUGGUUGAUUUGCUAGCAAUUAGCUGUACUGUGUGAGGUUGUGCAGAUGACCAUUGUGUAUAAAAUUGUGUUUCAGGUAAAAUGUCACUGAACUUACGUAUUGCUUCAAAAGUUACUACUGGUGCUAAUAAUCAUGUUUCUGCAGUGUAAGUUACGUUGUUUCCUACCCUGAGUCAGUCAAGGUUUUAUUUGUGAUUUUUUAAUUACAUUUCCAUUUGGUUUGUGCCCCAUUAAAAGAACUUGUGUACUGUAAUUUUGCACAGCAAAGAGAGCAGAAUUCAAUAAGAAUUCUAGCUAAAUGAAGAUAGAUAUGUAAUUUUUACUUGAAAGGUUUUCCUUCUUUCUGUACUGAAUAUUGGCAACACUGAUUUGCUUUACUGAAAAUAUUUCUGCAAAAUGUUCUUCCUUUUUUCUGACAGAUAUGAGUGACUGGAUUUUGAAACUCAGCAAACUAUUUUUUAACUUAUUGUGUAAUUCAAUUAAAAAAAACAGAAUACUGAAAAAUUAAUGUUUUCACAUUUACUCUAAUUUUGCAUUUAAUAUACUA
This is a messenger RNA of Pelmatolapia mariae (spotted tilapia), 3626 nucleotides long. It is a transcript of the gene plod2, whose product is annotated as procollagen-lysine, 2-oxoglutarate 5-dioxygenase 2. The record is from RefSeq and is a predicted model, not a curated record. The transcript has 21 exons. Bases 363 to 2678 code for a protein of 771 amino acids. Gene Ontology annotation, molecular function: L-ascorbic acid binding; iron ion binding; procollagen-lysine 5-dioxygenase activity. Gene Ontology annotation, biological process: peptidyl-lysine hydroxylation. Gene Ontology annotation, cellular component: endoplasmic reticulum. NCBI's taxonomy places the organism in Eukaryota, Metazoa, Chordata, Actinopteri, Cichliformes, Cichlidae.